Messenger RNA from Talaromyces rugulosus, 1341 nucleotides. RefSeq lists its product as uncharacterized. Gene Ontology annotation, cellular component: nucleus; Rad6-Rad18 complex. The transcript has 3 exons. Gene Ontology annotation, molecular function: single-stranded DNA binding; ubiquitin protein ligase activity. The record is from RefSeq and is a predicted model, not a curated record. Bases 1 to 1341 code for a protein of 446 amino acids. Lineage: Eukaryota; Fungi; Ascomycota; Eurotiomycetes; Eurotiales; Trichocomaceae. Gene Ontology annotation, biological process: protein monoubiquitination; DNA damage tolerance.
AUGGAUCAAACCUUUGACAUACCGGACUCAACGGACUGGUUAACAACACCAGUAUCUGGCGUCGCCUCGGUCGAAUCUGCGCUGCGCUGUCAAGUCUGCAAAGACUUCUUCGACACCCCCGUGAUCACCUCCUGCUCGCACACGUUUUGCUCGCUUUGCAUCCGGCGAUGCCUCAGCGCAGAAGGCACAUGCCCAGCCUGCCGGCGUCAGGACCAGGAGCUCAAGCUCCGGCGCAACUGGACAGUUCAAGAACUGGUCGAUAGCUUUCAAAAGGUCCGAAAAGACCUGCUGAACCUCGCGCGAGAGAGCGCUGUACGGCACGCAGAAGAUAUCGACACGUUACAACCGUUGGCUAAAAAGCGACGGCUGGAUAAUACCACAGAUGAACAUGGCUCAUCACACCCAGAACUGAGAAGAACAAGGUCGCGGGUAAAGGCUGUUGCGGUGGAACCGACGCAAAUACCUGUUGAUGAAGAUCCGCAAGACGAUGAUUUUGUGCCGGACGAUGGUCUCGUAGCUUGUCCUAUGUGCAACCGUCGGAUGAAGGAAGCAAUUGUGUUUAGUCAUUUGGACAUCUGCAAAGGACCGGCACAACGAAGCAGGGAGUCGCGCACUGCACGCACCCCUCAAUAUCCCCCCCAGAGCCAUCACAUCCAGCAACAACAAAAUACGAAACCACCAGAGCGUCUACCCGCUAUAAACUACUCGCUGCUCAAAGAGGUUGCAUUCCGCAAAAAAUUGAAAGACCUAGGCAUACCAGACUGGGGCCCGCGACCUCUGCUACAAAGACGCCAUACGGAAUGGAUGAAUCUGUGGAACGCAAACUGCGACGCCAAACUCCCCAAAUCAAAAAGAGAACUACUCCGAGACUUAGAGAUAUGGGAAAGAACACAAGGCGGCAUGGCGCCGAGCCUGGGUCCUCCAUCGGGGCCAAAUGCCAUCAUGGCCAAGAGUUUUGAUGCAGGCGCGUGGUCGACAAGCCACGGCGAUGACUUUCGGCGGCUGAUCGAGGAUGCUAGGAAAAAGAAGGAUAUGCAAAUUCGCGCCAAGGAACCAGAAGUCACUGCCCAGGAGUCGGGAAACCAACCCAUUCAUGUCGAACAGCCCAUUGGUAUCGAACAACCCAUUAGCGCCAAUAUUUCAAGCAGUAUCACCCAAGUCGAAGUCAGCACAGCUGCAUUUCCUGAAGUACCUAUAGACCUCGGAAACCCUAUAGAACUCAAUAAUGGGCUACCAAAUAGCGAAAAAACAAAUCAAGCUGAAACAAGCACGGCUGAAGUACAAAACGACGCCGGGGGAAUGAUAUUUGAUCCAGCCUUUGCACCGUUUAGGUGGCAUUAG